AUGACAGAUAUCAUUCCUCCAGCCCCUAUACCACAAGGAGGAAGUAACUCUUGUGGAGGAGUGAUUUCAAAUCUCUCAGGUUCCUUCUCCAGCCCUUGGUACCCCACAAACUACCCCACCGACUUGGAGUGCGUCUGGGUGAUACAUGUGGCUGAGAAAUUCCACAUAGAACUGAUAAUCCCAAGCCUGAAAUUAGAGGACAUCUCUGGAUGUCCUUACGACUUUAUUGAAGUGUUUGAUGGACGACAGGCUGCCUCACUCUCCAUGGGCAGGUUUUGUGCUGGGGCAGAGCUCACAUUCCUCUCUUCUUCAAACAUCAUGACCACAGUGUUCAGAAGCGACGCCAUGAUCACCAACACAGGGUUUUAUGCUCUGUACAACACCAUUCGGCAAGAUGAAAGGGAGAACGGUAUGUCUCUGCGACUGAUGAAUGGCAGCCACAGGUGUGAGGGCCGGGUGGCGGUCUCCUACAACGGCACCUGGGGCACGGUGUGCGAUGACAGCUGGGACCUGAUGGAUGCCAGGGUGGUGUGCCAGCAACUUGGCUGCGGUGAGGCACUGUCAGCCCCAGUUCAGAGCUACUUUGAUGGUGGCACUGGCCACAUCGUGCUGGAUGAUGUGCAGUGCACAGGAAAUGAAGCCAAAGUGUGGCAAUGCGUGCACAACGGGUGGUUCUCCCAUAACUGUGGACACCACGAGGAUGCCAGUGUUAUCUGCUCAGGUAUUGGUGGCAAACCAAAUGCAGAACCAACAGACUCCACUGGCGACAACCCCCCUACAGAUGAAAAUUUCCACUGUGGCGGUUUGCUUACAAAUAAUUCAGGCUCCUUCUCCAGUCCUUGGUAUCCUAAAAAUUACCCCACAAAUGUGGUAUGUGCUUGGGACAUACAAGUGGAUAUCGGGGCUCGUGUGAAACUCACGUUUGAAGUGGUAAAAAUGGAAAAUUUCUAUGGCUGUCCAUACGACUUCAUUGAAAUCUUUGAUGGCCCACAAAGCAAAUCUUUUUCGCUAGGGAGAUUCUGUUCCAGGAAGAUCCCGAUAUUUACCUCCUCCUACAACUGCAUGUCGGUGGUGUUCCACAGCGAUGCUAUCAUCACCAACAUCGGCUUCUAUGCAUCUUAUGAGUCUCUUGUGCAAGAUGAGAAUGAUACCGGUUUAGGAGAACUGAAGGGAGAUGAGCUACCCACACCGUCUAUGUCCUCCACUGCCUUUCUGCCUUACAUAGGAGCAUCCGCUGCUGUGAGUUACCCGACCUCAGGUCUGGGACUGCGGCUGGUGAAUGGGUCCAGCAGAUGUGAGGGCCGAGUUGAGGUUUACCACGCCAACACCUGGGGCACCGUGUGCGAUGACAGCUGGUCUAUAGAGGAUGCUCACGUGGUCUGCAGGCAGCUGGGCUGUGGCCUGGCCGUGUCUGCCCUCCCAGGAGCCAGCUUCAGCCCUGGGUCAGGCAGCAUCCUCCUCGAUGAUGUCAACUGCACGGGAAGGGAGUCCUCUCUGGGGCAGUGCCCUCACGGCGGUUGGUUCACUCACAACUGUGGGCAUCGUGAAGAUGCUGGCGUCAUCUGCUCAGAUUCUGCAGCUGCUGGACAUCCAGGUAUCUGUGAGUUUAUGUCCAUUUUAUUUGCUGACUGGUGGCUGGCCGUCACCUCUACGUGGUCUCCCAACCCCAGCCUAUGCUGGGUCUCCCUUAUGAGCUUUAACUUUCCUUGA
Molecule: messenger RNA, 1710 nt
Organism: Cercocebus atys (sooty mangabey)
Lineage: Eukaryota; Metazoa; Chordata; Mammalia; Primates; Cercopithecidae
Product: deleted in malignant brain tumors 1 protein-like
Exons: 12
Coding region: 1-1710 (569 amino acids)
Cellular component (GO): membrane
Source: RefSeq, a predicted model, not a curated record